AUGCUGAAGGCCACCAAGCACCUGUUAAGGCGGUCCAAGGCCGCCGAGGGAGAGUCCAAGGGCUCCCAGGAGAUGCCAGGGGAGGGCAGGCCUGGUCUGGAGCCGCACCGGGUGCAAGCCGCACCGGAAGCCAGAGGCGGCGGGCAGCCGCUGCCCGACAGCUCCAGCGGCCCGCCAGCCCUGGGGCGCACCUCUGUGGCGUCCUACUUGAAGCGAGAGGAGGUGUGCGCCCAGGCGGCUCCCCAGCUGCAGCACAGCGUCAGGCAAGCCUCCCCCCACUGCAUCGUCUGCCAGCGGCUGGCGCGUGUCAGCGCCGACCCGCGGGUGCAGGCCAGCGCCAAGGCCACGCUGCGCCGCGAGGCGGCAGAGCUGGAGAGCGUGCUGGCGCUGCGCUGCGAGGAGCAGGGAGAGGAGGAGGCGCUGCAGGGGGUCGGCAUCGAGCCAACGCCGCCACCGCAGCAGUUUGGGGCGACCGUCCGGCAGGGCAGGGAUGGCGACAGGCAGCUGGAGACGCGGCACACGGCCUGA
Molecule: messenger RNA, 528 nt
Organism: Chlorella variabilis
Lineage: Eukaryota; Viridiplantae; Chlorophyta; Trebouxiophyceae; Chlorellales; Chlorellaceae
Exons: 4
Coding region: 1-528 (175 amino acids)
Source: RefSeq, a predicted model, not a curated record